Molecule: messenger RNA, 1386 nt
Organism: Psylliodes chrysocephalus
Lineage: Eukaryota; Metazoa; Arthropoda; Insecta; Coleoptera; Chrysomelidae
Source: the annotation of a GenBank genome assembly
AUGGAUGUGCUUCAAAAAAACUACGACGAUGGUAUCCAUCCGGGGUAUAUGGAUGGGGCGACCGGGGGCAUGUACGAACCGCACGUGGCCCACCGACCCAGCUUACCAGGUCUGCACCACUCCCCCCACCUGAAUCACGCCAUGCACCCCUAUCACUCCAACCAUGUCAAUCCUACGGCCAACCACGUCAUGGGCGGAGCCGUCCCUGACGUGGGGAAGAGAGAUAAGGACGCUAUUUACGGACAUCCCCUAUUUCCUCUGUUGGCAUUAAUAUUCGAAAAAUGCGAAUUAGCGACAUGUACACCUAGAGAACCGGGAGUAGCGGGGGGAGACGUGUGUUCUUCGGAGUCAUUUAACGAAGAUAUAGCCGUUUUUUCAAAACAGAUACGACAAGAAAAACCUUAUUAUAUAGCAGAUCCAGAAGUAGAUUCAUUAAUGGUACAAGCAAUUCAAGUGUUACGGUUUCACCUACUGGAGCUAGAAAAGGUCCACGAACUGUGCGACAACUUCUGCCAUCGAUAUAUAAGCUGUCUGAAAGGCAAAAUGCCCAUAGACUUAGUGAUAGACGAAAGGGACGGGGGGAAACCCCCUGAGUUAACGGGUUCCACGAACGGUGACGGUGGUACCAGAAGUAAUGCAGAUUCGACGUCGCACACGGACGGUGCUAGUACUCCGGAUGUCAGACCGCCAUCCUCCUCUUUGUCGUACGGAGGUCCUGUCAACGAUGACGUACGAUCUCCAGGAACGCCAGGACCUUUAUCACAACCCCCCGCAUCGCAGCAAAGCUUGGACGCGUCAGAUCCAGAUGCCAUGGGAAAAUGGUGUCCGCGAAGAGAAUGGUCAUCGCCCACGGAUGCACGAGCGGCAAGCGAUGCCGCGCGAAGAGGUGUCUUAUAUUCAUCAGUCUUCCUGGGCAGUCCGGGUGAAGCGAGUAAUGCGAGUAUCGGUAGCGGGGAGGGGACAGGAGAGGAGGACGACGAUACGAAUGGAAAGAAAAAUCAAAAAAAGAGAGGCAUAUUUCCCAAAGUAGCGACGAAUAUACUCAGGGCGUGGUUGUUUCAACAUUUAACGCAUCCCUACCCAUCGGAGGACCAGAAAAAGCAGCUAGCGCAGGAUACUGGCCUUACAAUACUUCAAGUUAAUAAUUGGUUCAUCAACGCGCGACGGCGGAUCGUGCAACCGAUGAUAGACCAGUCGAAUCGAGCAGAUAUUGCAGACGUCGUCAAAGUGUUUUCGCCGCACGCGGGACCCAGCGGAGCUUACAGUCCAGAUGGGACGAUGGGAUAUAUGAUGGACGGGCAACAAAUGAUGCAUCGACCGCCAGGCGAUCCAGCUUUCCACAACCAGUACGCGCAUUAUCCAGAGUACUACGGACACCAUCUGUGA